AUGGCCCCCCGGCCGUCGCACCCCCUGCACGUAAACCGCGCCAUCAUGCAAACAGAGGAGGUGAAGUCGCGGUUCGGGCGGUGCCCGUACUGCCGCGCCAUGAUCUACCAGGACCUCAGCGCCAUCAUCUUCUACUGCAGCAAGUGCCGCACGCCCAUCCGAGGCAAGAACCCGCAACCCACCGACGAGACCGAGUACGCGCUCGCGCAGCUCGAGAUCCUCUCUGCCGACACCGCCUCCGUGUUCUCCGACGACGUCGAGCCGCCGAUUCCGAGGUCAGCUUGGGCCAUCGAGGAUGACGACGGUGGGCGGCCGCCGCUGCAGAGCAGGUCAGCUACCGGAAGAAGCUCCGUGCCGAGCACGAGCAGGCAGGGCGCAGGAGCCGCGUCGUCCUCGUCGUACAGAGACAGAGACUUCGGUUCGGUCAGGGCAGGUCCAAGAAGCGGCGGCGGCGCUCUCAGCUCCGGCCCGAAUCGGGAUCACCAAACGGAGGCCGCGAGAAGCGCGUCGCCGCUGCACAGUCGCGUGACCCAGCUCCUGCCGUCGUCACGGCGGACCAGGCGAUCGAGCACAGGCGACGUGGACGUGCGCAGCGACGCGGGAUCGGACACCCAGUCGGACUCCGACGCGCCCGCGACGGCUACUACGUCUUACUACACGCGCCGGUCGUCGCCGCUGAGCUCGCAAGAACUCGAAGUGGCGACGGCCUUGUCCGGAUUCGAGCCGGCUGACCUUACGAGGACGCCACUCAGUGAUCCGGCGUUCCAGAAGGAUCUCCUGCAGGCGCUGGACAACCUCCGGAAGCUCAUCGCCGCCGUCGACCAUCCGCGGAGCAUCGGCGGGCACUGGCAGGGCGCCAUGCCUCGGCUGAGCGCGUCCUGCAACGACGAGAGCGGCGGCAAGCGUACGAUAACGAGGCGCAGCUCCCGCCUCAUGCGCCGCCUGGAGUCGCAGCUCACGCGGGCGUUGCCCGCCGAGCGCCCGCGCCGAGACGCCAGCACUUCGUCCUCCUCUUCGGCGUCGAGCAGCCGGCGCGGUGGUACCAGGGCGCGGGCGCACCAAUGCCGCCCGGUGCUAGGCGGCACGCCGUUCGUUGUCUGCGGCGAGUGCUCGGAGGUACUGCAGCUGCCGCCCUCCCUGCCCGCCGGCAGAGUCUCCAGGCUGCAGUGCGGCGGCUGCGGCGAAGCGUUGGAGCUGACGCUGCCGGCGAUCGGCUCGACGGACCUGCCCAAGAAGAUCUUUUCAGCUCCGCAGCCUGCUGCUGUCUGCGCCGGUGAGGACGCCGAGGAGUAUCCGCUCACGAGAAGCAACCUGAGCGGCGAGCAGCCACGGGCGGCGGGGCUGCUGCACCGCAUGCUGGGGUACAGCUCCGUUAGCUCGGUUCUACGCAGCCGGCGGUACGGCGAGUACAGCUGA
Molecule: messenger RNA, 1416 nt
Organism: Miscanthus lutarioriparius
Lineage: Eukaryota; Viridiplantae; Streptophyta; Magnoliopsida; Poales; Poaceae
Source: the annotation of a GenBank genome assembly